AUGCUCUGCGGGACUAGGAGCAGCACGGACCAAUUGCAAGCUACAGGAGGCGGGAGGGGCGUGGCCCGAGCGAGAGGAGGAAAUGGCGGCGCUGGCGUCGGACUCCGAGGCUCCCGCACAGAGAUGCUCGUCCUCCGCCUGGUCUCUCAGCUCUGUCAGUUUUGCCCCCGAUGCCCUCCUUGUGCCAGGCCCCUCAGCUCCACUCUCUAUCUCAGGGCAAGGCAAAGUAAUUAUUAUGAGCUUCUGGGGAUCUGUCCAGACGCCAGCAUGAAGGAAGUGAAACGGGCUUUUUUUGCCAAGUCCAAAGAGCUGCACCCUGACCGAGACCCAAAGAACCCCGCUCUUCACAACCAGUUUGUGGAGCUGAAUGAAGCCUAUAGGGUUUUGAGCAAGGAGUCCAGCAGGCGACACUAUGACAGCCAGCUCUCCCUCCGAGGCACCCCACCCCCUCCCCGUCACCCCUCCCAGGCUCCCCGCCAGGCGGCCUCUGCAUCUGCAUCUGCCUCUGCCUCCAGCCCCUGGUCCUCGCCUGAUGCCAGGUACUGGGCCCAGUUCCGCAGGGUACGCCCUGAAGACUACCACGGGGCUCGACAGAGGCAGCAGAAGCAGAACCAUCGGGUUUUGGGGUACUGCCUCCUGCUGAUGCUGGGGGGCAUGGUCGUCCACUACAUUGCCUUCAGAAAGCUGGAGCAGAUCCACCGACGCUUCAUGGACGAGAAGGACAGGGUUAUCAUGGCUCUCUACAAUGAGAGCAAGACCAAGGCCAAAGCCAGGGCGAACAGCGCCAGGCUCCAGCAGGAGAGACUGCAGAAGCCCCAGAGCCCCCCGCCUCAGCCCGGGGAGUGACCUGCGACCCCUCUUCCCCCUCCCGGCCCCAGGGGGCUGCGUGAGCUGAAGAGGGGUGGCAGGGGCCCGGUGCCCAUCUGGACCCUUGCUGCCUGCCUCUCCCUGUGCAAUAAAGUCAUUGUCCGUGGGUGUCUGGCUCCCCCCUCGUGCCUCCAUUCAUUACACGGGCCUUGCCUUCGGCCAGGGUCCGGCUCCGGGCGCUGCCUCUCUGCGUGCCCCGGAGCUCUCUCGGCUUCCUCCGUCCCACGUGGGUGGC
Messenger RNA from Dromiciops gliroides (monito del monte), 1102 nucleotides. RefSeq names its product DnaJ heat shock protein family (Hsp40) member C4 (gene DNAJC4). The record is from RefSeq and is a predicted model, not a curated record. Lineage: Eukaryota; Metazoa; Chordata; Mammalia; Microbiotheria; Microbiotheriidae.